Spirometra erinaceieuropaei is the source of this 312-nucleotide messenger RNA. The record is from the annotation of a GenBank genome assembly. Lineage: Eukaryota; Metazoa; Platyhelminthes; Cestoda; Diphyllobothriidea; Diphyllobothriidae.
AUGACUUCCUUCACCACCAAUGAUCCCACCCCCUAUGUCCCUCAACCGUCGAUCACCAGCAACUCCAUCAGCUCUACCGCAACCUCCGCGACGACUACCAACUCGCCCACUCCCGCCGCCAGUGAAAACACUCUGGACGACUCGUUAACCACUACUCUUACUAUCAUCAUCCUCACCGCCAAAGAUGUGGACUCGAUCCCGGCCUGUCCUCAUUGCGAUCGUGCGCUUACACCAGACAUCGGUCUGGUUGAUAACAUGCGAACCCAUCCGACUCUGACCGACGUAUUAGUGCCAGCAGUCCCCACACACUAG